AUGCCCGAAAGUCAAAGUGCAGGAUCGUUGCUUUCUGGCUUGCAGCAGGCCUGCUUGGUCGCGGCCUCCUUCCUCGUGCAGGUGGUGGUCUUGGGGCUCUUCUACUCCUAUGGCACACUUUUCGCCGCACUGAAGGCAGACACGGGUGAUGCAGCCAGCACCUUGGCCCUUGUGGGGUCGAUUCGGGACUUCCUGUCCCACAUAUGCACUGCACCGGCUGGAUUUGUGGUCCAGCGUGUCGGCUUCGUCCGGUUGGCUGCCAUUGGGACAGCUUUACUUCUGCUGGGCAUGCUUGCCGACAGCUACGCCCCCUCCAGCUACUUCCUCUUCAUAACCUGUAGUUCGGUUGGUGGGGUAGCCAUGGCCAUUCUCUUCACGGCAGCCCUGGCAGUCCUCUAUGGUCCAGGCCAUAUCAACCCGAGCUUUCUGCCUGUGGCUGUAGGUCUGGCUUCGUCUGGCGGAGGUCUUGGAACUGUCGUGGUUAACCUGGGCCUCAAUCUACUGCUGGAUAGCUUCAGUUGGAGGGGUGCGCUUCGGAUUUGCUGCGGGGCGUUUGGCCUUCUGCUGCUUGUUGCCCUGACGGCUCUCUGGUGCAGUCUUCGCCACCAAGAGCAGGCCAAAGAAUCUACCACCAACUGUAGAGAGUUGAGGAGCUACAGAGAUGUCCGAGACUUCUUACAGCCUUUCGGAGACUUGCAGUUCUUGCUACUCAACGCCGCUUUGUUUCUUUAUGGCAUUGGCUUCAUGGUGCCUUACACGCACCUUGUGUACUUUGCUGAAACAGAGAGGGGCCUGGAUAUUUCAACAGAGCUAACUUCACUUCUUGGGGUAUCAGGUGCAGCUGCCCGUCUUUGCUUUGGCCUCGUCUCUACAUUUGUGAGGCCUUCGAGGCUUUUGUUAGUCGUGCUGCUCGCGCAAGGGACAUCGUUAAUUUGUUUGCCCUUCUGCGAAGCCGCCGCAGAACUGAAGGCCUUCUCUGCCGUUUAUGGCUGCUGUUCCGGAGGCCGCGUUGUUUUGUUGUCGUUGGUUAUGAACGAGCUUUUCGAUGCGCAGCGAGUAGCGCACCUCUAUGGCCUUGCCAGCAUUCCGCUUGCAGUCGGCACGCUUCUUGGGCCCACCUUUGUCGGCAAGGUGUACGACCUCAGUGGCCACUAUGACGGCGCUUUCUUCGCAGCGGGUGGGAUCGUGCUCUUGGGCGUCCCUUUAUUUUGCCUUGCAGUCUUCUGUCGGCGUUCCAUCGAGAAGCCUUCGUUGGUUAUGGAAGACCCGGCAAAGGCAGAUCAUCGAGAUCAUGUGAUUCCGUCGUGCGAUGCAUCGGAUGAAUUCCAGGGUGUAAAUGAUGUAAAGUGCAAACUUUAA
Molecule: messenger RNA, 1359 nt
Organism: Symbiodinium sp. CCMP2592
Lineage: Eukaryota; Dinophyceae; Suessiales; Symbiodiniaceae
Source: the annotation of a GenBank genome assembly